Messenger RNA from Setaria italica (foxtail millet), 2969 nucleotides. RefSeq lists its product as uncharacterized. The record is from RefSeq and is a predicted model, not a curated record. Bases 163 to 2580 code for a protein of 805 amino acids. The transcript is spliced from 16 exons. Lineage: Eukaryota; Viridiplantae; Streptophyta; Magnoliopsida; Poales; Poaceae.
ACGCCGAGGGACGGCGAGACAACGCACUCGCCGUGGACUGUGGUGCCGCCGCGCUGCCCGUCUCCCCUCCUCGCCGUCCACGCCCCCGCUCUCUCCAGUAGACUGCGACGGCGAAGCUUCCAGAAACCCCGGCCUAGGGUUUCUCCGGACCCGCCAUCCGUGAUGGGGCCUCCCGUCUUCCUCGGCCUCCUCCUCCUCCUGGCGGCCGCCGCGACCGUGUCGUCGGCCCCGCGGCGGGAGGCGUUCCGCCGUGACCCCGGGCACCCGCACUGGCACCACGGGGCCUUCCACGACGUCGAGGAGAGCAUCCGCGCAGACGUCCGCCGCAUGCUCCACACCCGCGCAGAGGUUCCGUUUCAAGUGCCUCUCGAGGUUAAUGUUGUUCUUAUUGGUUUCAAUGGCGAUGGAGGGUAUAGAUACUCUUUGGAUGGGCACAAGCUUGAAGAAUUCCUAAAAAUGGGUUUCCCACUUCACAGGCCCUCUUGCUUCGAGACAGGGGAGCCAAUUGAUAUCGAGCAUCAUAUUAUGUACAAUGUUAUAGCGGCUGGACAACCAGAGCUGAUUUCUCUUGAGAAGUCACUAAAGGAGGCAAUGCAACCUGCAGGAACUGCGAGAGAUAGCGAAUAUGGCAGGGAAUUGCCUCUGUAUGAGGUAGAAGCGACUACAGUGGAGCCGAUAUUUCAGAGGCUAUACUCAUUCAUUUUUGACAUGGAGCCUGGUUAUCCUGCAAAUGAGAUGGAUAGGCCUGUUCCUGUUGCAAUAUUUGUUGUUAAUUUUGAUAAGGUUAGAAUGGAUCCUCGAAACAAAGAAAAUAAUCUUGAUAGUUUAAUGUAUGGUACAAUUGGUGGACUAACAGAACAAGAGCUAAAAAAACAAGAAGCAGAAUACAUCUACCGCUACCGUUACAAUGGUGGUGGAGCAACUCAAGUUUGGCUGAGUUCUGGAAGAUUUGUUGUAAUAGAUAUUUCAGCGGGCCCUUGUACAUAUGGGAAAAUAGAAACCGAAGAAGGCAGUGUCAGUUAUAGAUCAAUGCCACGACUAUCACAAAUAAUCUUUCCAAGAGGUCUUGCUGCCCCAAGUGCUAGUUCAACACAAGAUAUUUUCAUUGGGCAGCUUGGAGGUUUAAUUUCAACUACCAUUGAGCAUGUGAUAGCUCCUGAUAUAAGAUUUGAAACUGUUGACAUGGCAGUGAGGUUGCUUAUACCUAUUAUAGUGCUACAGAACCACAAUAGGUACAACAUUCUUCAAGAAGGUCAUAACUACAGUAUUGACGUUCAAGCUAUAGAAAGGGAGGUUAAAAAGAUGGUCCACCCUGGGCAGGAAGUAAUAAUAAUUUCUGGUUCGCAUGCGCUGCACCAGCACGAAAAAUUAGCUGUUGCAGUUUCGAAAGCAACGCGUAGCCAUUCUCUUCAUGAAACAAAGAGUGAUGGUCGGUUUCAUGUCCGUACCAAAACAUACUUGGAUGGAGCAAUACUUAAAGAGGAAAUGGAGCGCUCUGCGGAUGUGCUGUCUGCUGGUUUAUUAGAAGUUGCAAACCCUUCUCUCUCAAGUAGAUUCUUCCUGAAGCAGCAUUGGACUGAUGGAGAAGAUGAUGUAAAAGAUUCUAUUAAGCACAGGCCCCUGUGGGAAUCUUACAUGCCCAGAAAUAAGAAAGAAAGGAGAGGCCUUGGAAAGAAGAAACAUGGAAAUAUGUACAGAACUUAUGGGACCAGAGUGAUCCCAGUUUUUGUAUUGUCAUUGGCCGAUGUUGAUGCUGAACUUCUCAUGGAAGAGGAAAGUCUUGUUUGGACAAGUAAGGAUGUUGUUAUUGUGCUUGAGCAUAAGAAUGAAAAGAUUCCUCUAAGCUAUGUGUCAGAAACGACUACGCAGCUUGCUCUUCCAUCUCUCGCACAGCGCCACAUCUUGGCUGGUUUGGCUUCCGCAGUUGGAGGUCUUAGUGCACCAUAUGAAAGGGCAUCACGUAUUCAUGAAAGACCUAUAGUGAACUGGCUGUGGGCUGCAGGCUGCCAUCCUUUUGGACCAUUUUCAAACUCCUCCCAAAUCAGUCAAAUUCUUCAGGAUGUAGCACUGAGAACUACAAUUUAUGCUCAAGUUGAUGCUGCUCUUCGCAAAAUAAGGGACACAUCAGAGGUUGUUCAAUCUUUUGCAUCAGAGCAUCUUAAGACACCAUUAGGAGAACCUGUGAAAGGUAAUAAAAACAAGUCCACCACUGAGUUAUGGGUAGAGAAAUUCUAUAAGAAGGUAACCACUGUGCCGGAGCCUUUCCCCCAUGAUCUUGUUGAACGGUUAGAAGAGUACCUGGAUAAACUUGAAGAGCAACUUGUGGACUUGUCUUCCUUACUGUAUGACCACCGUCUCGCGGAUGCGUAUAAAAACAGUACUGACAUCCUGCAGAGCACUAUAUUUACACAACAGUACAUUGAACGUGUUCUGAUGAAUGAGAGAGACAGGAUGAAAUGCUGUAGCAUUGAAUAUAGUCAUCCAAAACAGACAUCCCAGGCUUUUGUAUAUGGAGGGAUCCUUCUGGCUGGAUUUCUUGUGUAUUCACUGGUUAUAUUCUUCUCUUCGCCAGUUCGCUAAUUGGUGUCCAGUUAAAGAAGUUGUGGGUUCUCUUUGGUGACUAGAGAUAGUCGAUGAUCAUUAGUUAAACCUACGCCUGAUGGUAGGCUAGGUUUGUCUUGGGCUGUCAAGACUGUCAAUCUGCAUGAGGGAAUGGUCUGAAUCGCAUUGGAUACAGAAGAGCCCUGGCACAGUUUUGACUUUUGAGUACUAUAUUUUUACACAACCAGUUAGCCAGCCCAAUGUAUGUAACUGACUGACAUUUAUUCGUGAUAAUCAAUAGUGGAUUUCACCUAAGAGCUGGUGCAGGCUAUGUAAUGGUUUAGCCCUCAUUUGCAUCUUGUUAGUGCACAAGAUAGUGCUGACAGAAAACCAAUUUGUUAAUGAAACCCCCAGCUACAUGAAGACCA